UACCGUAUCCCUACCGCUUUUAAUCUUAGGGCAUUUCGCUUCGCGUAUAACGGUGUGUCAUGCCCAAGUCAAAGCGAGCUAAGCUCGUUUCCUUGACCAAGGUCGCGAAGAAAACUAGGGAACAAAAGGGCGCACUCAUAACAGAGGUGCAAGAGAACGCAGACAAAUGGCAGUAUUGCUGGCUGUUCGAAGUUGGGAACAUGAGGAACACGCACCUGAAGAUUGUACGCAAGCUUUGGAAGGACUCAGCGCGGAUAUUCUUUGGCAGAGGAGCCGUUAUGGCAAAGGCACUUGGUACGACGCCAGAGGAGGAGUACAAGCUCGGUCUCCAAAAAAUUGCACAGCAAAUAAAAGGUCAAGUCGGCUUGAUGUUCACCGACUCGCCACCAGAAGAGGUCAUUGCCUGGUUCGAUGACUUCCACCCACCGGACUUCGCGCGGUCGGGGAACAGAGCGACACAGAUGUUUGUACUCCCUGCAGGUCCAGUCAUGCAGCAGCACUCCGACCCACCCGAGCCAUUCCCCCACAACGAAGAGCCCCAGCUCCGCAAGCUCGGUCUCCACACGAAGAUGGUCCGCGGCGUGCCGACGCUAGAUACCCCGCACACCAUCUGCGAGAAGGGCAAGGUGCUUACACCUGAGCAGGCACAGCUGCUCAAGCUCAUCGGGAUCAAGAUGGUGGAGUUCAGGGUAGCGCUCCGUGCGCGGUGGUCCGCGGCGAACGGCGAGGUCGUCCAGAUCGAGGGCCAGCAGCUGUCAGAGGAUGCGAGUGGUGAAGAUGAAGGCGAGAUUGACGAAGAUGCAAUGGGCGACUAGUCGUAAGCCCGUCUAUUUGUUGCGUGUGCUCUCGUGUUAUCUUUGCUGUAGCGCUAUCUCUCCAGGGUUAUAUCGCCCAAGCUCAUGUAUAAUUCUCCAGUGCCUCCCGAACGCCAAACGCUCUCACAGGCCACCUUGUCAUAGAGAGUUCACAGUAUACACCUCCCUUGCUUUACUCAUCCGGUAACUCUUUUGGUUAUCAUUAUUACGAUCUGG
Molecule: messenger RNA, 1031 nt
Organism: Phanerochaete carnosa HHB-10118-sp
Lineage: Eukaryota; Fungi; Basidiomycota; Agaricomycetes; Polyporales; Phanerochaetaceae
Exons: 5
Coding region: 60-815 (251 amino acids)
Biological process (GO): ribosomal large subunit assembly; rRNA processing; ribosomal large subunit biogenesis
Cellular component (GO): preribosome, large subunit precursor; nucleolus
Molecular function (GO): RNA binding
Source: RefSeq, a predicted model, not a curated record